UGCACAAAGGCAGAAUUGCAAAAAACUAAUAUUUUAGCUUGCUGUGUUAUCCAGACCUAAUCAGUUAGGGCAGCUUAUGACUCACACAAAGUCAGAAUUAAUUAAGUUAACUAUGUUGAAGGUUGUUUAAACAGCCACAGUGACACCUCACAAUUUACUAGGGCUAGGCUAUAAUGUGGUCAGCUGUGUAAUGAAUCAGUGUGUCUAACAAAUACAUAGGGCCUGCUGCAAGAUGCAAAUGCUGCUGUAAGGUUAUAAAUGCCAGCUAGGAUUCUUUAAAAAUCCUAAUAAAUUAUAUUUUUAUUUUGCAUUGUAAGUGAGAAAGGCUGGAGAAAUCGUUGAUCGAUACAUGUCUAUUACAUGAAGAAAACUUGAGAAAAUCACUUGCGAAAGAUACAGCAAUGCAAUUGGAGACCAUGAGAUGGCAACAAAACUUAAGAAAAGUUUAAGAAGUUCCAUUGAUGAUGUCCUUGGAGAUCUCCUUGGUGAUGAUGACAAUACUCCUGCUAAUUCAGGAAAACCUACCUCAUUUGGCAGCACUGAUGGAAAAGCCAGAGAAUUCAUGCCACAGACCAUCAGAAAGGGCCUGUUGGAUGAUGAUUUCUUUAGCAAAAUGGCUGUGGAGGAAGGAGCAGAUGCAGAGGAGCCUGAUAUCUCAGAUGUGGAUCCAGAAGCUCUUCUAGAGACAUUGAAGGAUAUGGAUGAGAUGGAAGCUGAUAUUUUGGGCAUAAAGAAAACAAGCCCAAAGUCUCCUAGGAAGGCUGUUAAAGGUGUACGAAAGGCAGCAAAAACUAAUAUAACAACCAACCUAGAAAGAG
This is a messenger RNA of Thamnophis sirtalis, 818 nucleotides long. The record is from RefSeq and is a predicted model, not a curated record. NCBI's taxonomy places the organism in Eukaryota, Metazoa, Chordata, Lepidosauria, Squamata, Natricidae.